CAGAUACCAAAUGAGGAAUAUAUGUCAGAUCAUUUAUUCUCUUCUAUGUGCCUUUUUUCUUUAUACACAUGUAAUAUUUAUAGAGAUAGUGAAUAAUUGUGGUCUGAUGAAUAUUAAGUACACAAUUAGGUAUACGGUAUAAAGUAUUAAGUAAGGGCGGACUGACACACAGAAAUCCCCGAGUUCAAUAGGAACCUGCUUUCUGUCUGCUCUUAAAAAAAAGGGUACAAAUUUAUAGAAUUUUUUUUUCUUAUAGUUUUUCUUUCUUUCUUUUUUUCUAAGAAAAAAAAAGUACUCAAGAAAAAUGGAUACUGUACUGUACUAUUGCGAUGAAUACCUGUUUGAUGGCCUUUAUGCCAAAUUAUUUCCUUCAUAUACAAGACAUGUUGCAGGCAAACUGAUUUCUUCCUGGCCUCGCGAUGAUGUAUGGCGUGCGUCCCUUUCCCUUUUUCUUAUCACUUCCUUUUUCGGCUGGAUAUUGUAUUUUGUUACUGCCACUCUUUCAUAUUAUUUUGUUUUCGAUCAUUCAUAUAAAAACCAUCCCAAGUUUCUCAAGAACCAAGUUCGUAUGGAAAUUGAAUGUGCCACAAACGCUAUUCCCUGGAUGACCUUGCUUACCUUGCCAUGGUUCUUGGGUGAAGUGUUUGGAAAAUCCAUGUUGUAUGGUGGUAUGCCCAAGUCUUUGUCUGAAUGGGCAUACAUCGUCAUUUCUGUCCCUGUAUUUUUAUUUUUUACAGAUUGCGGUAUUUAUUGGUUCCAUCGUUGGAUGCAUCACCCUUCUGUUUAUAAAUAUUUGCACAAGCUUCAUCAUAAAUGGAUUAUCCCUACACCUUUUGCCUCUCAUGCCUUCAAUCCCUUUGACGGUUACAUUCAAUCACUUCCUUACCACAUGUAUGCAUUCUUGAUUCCUAUGCACAAGUUCCAAUAUCUCUUUAUGUUUUGCUUUGUUAACUUUUGGACAGUCAUGAUUCAUGAUGGUGAAUUUAUUUCUCAUUCCGAAAUCAUCAAUACCAGUGCACAUCAUUUUGUUCACCAUGUCUAUUUCAACUACAAUUAUGGUCAAUACUUUACUUUCUGGGACAGAGUUGGUGGUUCUCACCGUCAACCAACAGAUGAACAAUACGACAAAGCUCUCCGUGAUGACCAUAAAGUGAUGGCCCGUCAAGCCCAUGAUGCAGACACCAUUGAAAAUGCCACACUCAGUGAUAAACUGAAAACCCUUUAAAAAGAGAGAAAAAGAGAGACACAAAUUAGAUCAUUUUGUUGUUGUACAUAGACUAAUCAUUUUUUAAAGUACCUCAAUCAUAAUUCAAACAUUUUCCCCCUUAUUUCUCUCCUUUUCUUUUACUAUCUUAUUUAAUUAUUUCAUAUCCAUCUUAUUUUAUAUAGAAAAGAAAAGUUCUUUUCUCUUUUUCUUUAGCCUACAAUAAUAAUAAACAGCCUAAAUGGGGCAUCUAAUACUUUAAUAAAGUGUAAUUUUAACUUUAAA
Messenger RNA from Gilbertella persicaria, 1489 nucleotides. RefSeq lists its product as uncharacterized. The transcript is spliced from 4 exons. The record is from RefSeq and is a predicted model, not a curated record. Gene Ontology annotation, molecular function: iron ion binding; oxidoreductase activity. Bases 305 to 1225 code for a protein of 306 amino acids. Gene Ontology annotation, biological process: lipid biosynthetic process. NCBI's taxonomy places the organism in Eukaryota, Fungi, Mucoromycota, Mucoromycetes, Mucorales, Choanephoraceae.